UAAUGUGUAAAAAAUUUUUAAAAGAAGAACAGAAAACAUGUGAAAUAUCUAGUAACACAGGUGAAAAUGUAGUUUAUGAUACCACUAAUUAUAGAUUGAUAAUGGUAAUUAAUUAUUCAGAUUGGAUGUAUCAAGGACGUUUUAGAAUUGAUAUGCCUAUAAAUAAAAAAAUUAAGUUGGGAACUCUACAUAGUCAAUAUGAUUCUGGUUAUCCAGUUUUUAUUUCAGGUGGAAAUAUUGAAAUAGCAUAUUAUCCAGAUUUGACACAAAUUAGUAGUAUUCAAACAUUUUCUCGAUUGGUUGUAGAUCAAAUAAUAGAUAAAAUACCUAAA
Molecule: messenger RNA, 332 nt
Organism: Racocetra persica
Lineage: Eukaryota; Fungi; Glomeromycota; Glomeromycetes; Diversisporales; Gigasporaceae
Source: the annotation of a GenBank genome assembly